UCUCAAGUCUGAAGUCUCUGUAUACUUUCAUACCCGGCGUUUGGUACCUUACCUUGUACAACGUACAUUAGCAUUUGUUUCUUUUCCAAUGUAAUGCCAGAGAUGAAAUUUCUUUUAAUAUUCGUGUCAACUUUACCCUUCAAUUCGAGCUGAAUCUUCCUUUUUUGGCGUUGUAAAUCUACUCAGCUAAUCGUUUCGAGGAGAUUCUCUAUUUCCAAGUUUGGGUUGAAAUGGAGUCGAAUCGAGAAAUGGAAAUGGGUGAAAUAAUUUUUGACGUAUAUGAUAUUUUUCAACCAGUUCCUGUAUCCUUGAGAGAACUAUCAGCUAUUGCCAUUAGCCUGGAAAUAUGGCGCUGUAGAGCGAAUGAGUAUCGUAAUAAUCGCAAAUUGAAAGAGUUUUGUCCAUCUCUUGAACGUAUCUUAUUGAAAAAAAUUCUGCCUGACUUACCAACCGUGAUUUGUACUGCGAUCGAUAAAUACGUCAGAAGAUUUGGACCUUCAAUGGAAAAUUGGCUAGAAGAGCACCAUAAUAAAAUCUUCUAUUUUUAUUACGACCACCAGAACUUUGUUUUGGAUUACUUCGAUAAUUUCGUAUGCGAUUAUACCGGCACUAUGGAUUAUGUGAGGACAGCCAGACGCAUGAUGCAUUGUGCUCGAUUUGAUGAUAAUCAAAAGUUUAUGAUUGCUUGUACAUAUUUUUUCGAAGACGAUAUCAGACGACUUUGGCCAUUAGUAUCGAAAAACAUGGACUGGAAUGGUAUUAAUUUUUCCGAAAGUCCGCAAUUGUAUUACUGGAUUUGUUGUCUCCGAAAUGAAUUAGAUAAGAUACCAUGUACUGAAAUUAACAACAGUAUCGAUAAAGUAAUGUUGGAUGCAUUCAUGCUUCACAAUAUACCAUCGAUAGAGUAUUUUUGGAAUCGUUUGCCAUCAGAAAAUCGAAUACGAAGAGCUUUUGUUAUUUUUGCACGGGACAACCUAUCUUUCACUCGGUUCAUUUUACCAAAGUUGGUCGAUCAACAGCUCGAAGAAUUUGUUAAUGUAAGAAGUUAUGAACUGAUAAGGUCUUCAUUUAAGAAUGUUUGGUACGAUAAAGAAUUGAUUCUGCCAAUAUGGAUGUGCAUUAAAAAAAUCAUAAAUGUGGAAGGGUUUACGAAAGUGGUUGUGAAAAUGUUGGAGAGUGAACUGCUACCAUGGCCUGGCAUGACCUCUGAAGUGGGUGAAGAUGAAGAUCUUCAACACAGAAUUUGGCUUGAUUUGUGUUGUGAAAUAUGGAUUAGCGCUCCGGAAAAUUUUAAACGUUCGGCAGUUGUAGAAAUUACGUCUAAUAAGAUGUUACUUGAUUACUGGAUUGUUCGUUUUGAUCUUCUUUCAUCAGUUCCAUCUGAUCCGAAAGAAUUUAAAUUCUUAUCGACUUUUUUUUCGGAUGCCACUUCUGCGGAGAGAAGAAAAUUUUGGUUUGAUCACUGGGAGAAUUUGAUUGAAGGUUUGCGAUGCACAGAUUUGGAAAACGUAAUGAAACUAUGUUUUGAAAGCAAUUAUGAGAUUGCGCAAUUCAAGGAAAACAUCAUGGUCAAUAACGAAUGGGUCCAUGCGUUUUGUAAAGUCUUAUUAUCUAGUUCGUACUUCGACAAAUUCAAUGAUUUUUCUGGUUUCUUAUGGCCUGACAUACAAGCUGCUCGAAGUUUCAAACAACAAAUGCUACGGUUAGCUUUUCUUGGUAGAGAUAACUGUUUUAAUGAGGCCAAUAUACUUGAAACAAAAGAAUUUAAUAAAUUCAUCGAAGAUGCUUUUGCCAAUAUCGAUCUAGCUGCGGACUUCAAAAAUCAACUCGCGUCUUCACUUGAUGUACAAAGAAGAUUGUCGCAGUUUCCUCUUUCUGUACGUUGUGAGCAGGUAAUCGAGUUCAUCGACACCUUCGUUUCGGCAGAAAACCUCCUACUUGAGAUAAAAGCGCGUAUAAUUGAUGGAUUGAAACGAUAUGCUUCCUAUUGUAGCUCACUGAGGUGCAAGUUUACUUACACUCCACUUUUAGUAUGGUGUUUGGGUAGCCAGGAGGAAGUUGCCAAAUUCAAGAAGAUUCAUUUAUGAUGCAUACCUAAUUUGGUUAGAUACCUAUUUAUCAAUUUUGAAGUCACUUCUGCUUGAGAUAGACAUUUGUUGCAAAGCUUUUUUCCAAGAUCAAUGACAUUGUCAGUGUUGCUCUUUGCCGAGUCAGUUAAUUUAAAUUUUUAAAUAUUUUUUUAAUUUUGUAGCGUUUGGAGAAUGUUUUCCACUGUAUCUUGUUUAUUAUAACUUCAUAAAUGCUCACAAUAAAUGCGUUCAAAUGGAAACCCUUUUUAAAAAUAAUUUGUGUUCUUGUUUUGUUGUAAUUAUUUACUCACCUAUUCCAUUUUUAGUUCUUUUAUUUUAUAAGAUUAUGAGAAAAAAAUUCAAAUUCUCGAUGUUUUUCUAAUCUGCAAUAAAUUAUAAUUUACAUACAUAUUACGCGUUAAUCUCAUUGAAAUUAAUCUGAAAAUGUGUACCUAGGCCGAAAAAAUCAGGAAAGAGUAUUCCGAAUUAUGAUCAGAAUUACUGCGAGGAUUGCUCCUUUUCAACUUGAACCAAUAAAAGUAGGUCCUUGGGGUUUCACUCUUUAUUCGUGAGCAGUUGAUCAAGGAAUUAAAAAUACCUAAUUUGGUUUAAUGAAAAAAAGUUGUGAGGGGACAUCAUGCCUUGCGACAUUACGUGUUGCCAUAUUUCCUAUUCCCCUAUCUGUCUAUGUGUAGAGUUACUCCUAUAUGAGAUUCCCCUACUUGGGAUGGGAGAGAUACGAUUAAUUAGGAGAUGGCAAGAUGUAGCAUCGAGCCAUCGAGAUCGAGAUGCUCUCAUCACUUAUAAUUUCGUCGUCGACUUGUAAUCUCGUCUUCGAACUUAUAGUUCUAUCAUCUACUCUUGCUAAGGUGCAUAGAACAGUCCGCGUCGUCGUGGGUGAGCCUGAAUCUUAUAUUCAUCUCACAUGUCGAGCCUGAUCAUCUCGCGUUAAACCCAGCUUCGAUAAUUUGCUAAAGCCUGCUUUUGUUGUUAAUAAGAAUUUCAUAUCGAUUAAUUGCUAAUACUACCCACGGGCUAUACAAUAAUCGUUAUAUUCGCGCAUCGCAACAUAUAACACCAAUGGUCGUAAGUAAUCAUCUUCUUCCAUAAUUAAUAUGCUAAUAUGAAUUUAUUUACCUGUUAUUUCUAAGAUACAAAUAAUUAAUUAUAUCUAUUAUUUGUGGCGUAGUUAUAAGGUGUGUAUUACAAUUAUAUCGAAUACACGGAG
Messenger RNA from Planococcus citri (citrus mealybug), 3297 nucleotides. RefSeq lists its product as uncharacterized. Bases 231 to 2087 code for a protein of 618 amino acids. NCBI's taxonomy places the organism in Eukaryota, Metazoa, Arthropoda, Insecta, Hemiptera, Pseudococcidae. The record is from RefSeq and is a predicted model, not a curated record. The transcript is spliced from 2 exons.